UCUAAUUGUAAAGGGAAGAUUCCCAUCAAAGAGGAGGAAAAUUGAAAAUAAAAAGAGGCUAUGAAGGGCACACCCCCUACGAAGAUCUGUUGCUUGUUUUUGUUGGAAAUUUCUGCUUUACACACGAAUACCUAAAACAAGCAUUUAACGCAGGAAAUAAUAAUAAUAAAUCGUUAUUCCUCUCCAAGUUUCUGUCUUCAGAGGCCGGGGAAGAAAAUCUGCAAAAAUGGGGCAGGCGAGGAAGAUUGUUGGAUUUGCCUCUACUAUAACCGGAAACCUCCGCCGUAAUGGUGAUGUUCAUAAUGCCCGAUCUUUUGCCACUUCUACUACCCCGCCUGUGUUCAUCGACAAAAAUACUCGUGUCAUUUGUCAGGGUAUAACGGGCAAAACUGGUACAUUUCACACGGAACAAGCCAUCGAAUACGGAACUAAAAUGGUUGGUGGAGUGACUCCCAAAAAAGGGGGAACAGAACACUUAGGUCUUCCGGUUUUUAACAGUGUUGCAGAAGCAAAGGCUGAAACCAAGGCAAGUGCAUCCGUCAUUUAUGUUCCCCCUCCAUUUGCUGCUGCAGCUAUUUUGGAAGCAAUGGAAGCUGAGUUGGAUUUGGUUGUUUGCAUUACUGAAGGCAUUCCUCAGCAUGACAUGGUACGUGUUAAAGCAGCCCUCAACAGGCAAACUAAGACUCGGCUUAUUGGACCAAAUUGUCCUGGAAUUAUCAAGCCUGGCGAGUGCAAAAUUGGUAUUAUGCCUGGUUAUAUCCACAAGCCUGGCCGUAUUGGCAUUGUUUCCAGAUCUGGCACACUUACAUAUGAAGCGGUUUUCCAAACAACUGCUGUUGGCCUUGGGCAAUCAACGUGUGUUGGAAUUGGGGGUGAUCCUUUUAAUGGGACAAAUUUUGUUGAUUGUUUAAAGCGAUUUGUUGAAGACCCUCAGACUGAAGGCAUAGUUCUAAUAGGAGAAAUCGGAGGAACCGCAGAAGAGGAUGCAGCUAUGUUCAUAAAGGAAAGUGGAACACAAAAGCCCAUUGUUUCAUUCAUUGCUGGACUUACAGCACCACCAGGGCGCCGCAUGGGUCAUGCUGGAGCAAUUAUAGCUGGAGGCAAAGGUACAGCCCAAGACAAAAUUAAGACUCUACGAGAGACAGGUGUAACAGUUGUUGAGUCCCCAGCAAAGAUUGGCACAACUAUGUUGGAGGUUUUCAAGCAACGUGGGCUUGUUUCGUAAUUGGGACAUAUCAUGAGAGUUGGUUUCAAUGAAACUCUUAAAUUCAGAAAUUCUUGCUCGGUACAAAGGAUUUUUCUUUGCCCCCAGGGUGUAUAGACGAAUUGGUAAGUUGUUGAAAGACAUGAAUAUUGGUUGUGUUUAAAGUUUUAAACUCCAAUAAAACCACUAGGAAUGGGGCUAGCUUGAUAGCAUUUGUGCAAUUGCAAUUCUAACACUGAUUCUCCUGGCUACCAAACAAAAUAAACACAAUAUUUUUUCUGACAUUGCUUCCUGAUUCUCCCUAUUAAAAAUGGGGAGUUUAGCUGAGUGUGGUAUCAUGGAUUUUAUACUCAAGAAUAAUGGGAAAUCACUACAGUUUCUUUCAAGUGAA
Molecule: messenger RNA, 1595 nt
Organism: Cryptomeria japonica (Japanese cedar)
Lineage: Eukaryota; Viridiplantae; Streptophyta; Pinopsida; Cupressales; Cupressaceae
Product: succinate--CoA ligase [ADP-forming] subunit alpha, mitochondrial
Exons: 8
Coding region: 227-1225 (332 amino acids)
Biological process (GO): tricarboxylic acid cycle
Cellular component (GO): mitochondrion; succinate-CoA ligase complex (ADP-forming)
Molecular function (GO): succinate-CoA ligase (GDP-forming) activity; succinate-CoA ligase (ADP-forming) activity
Source: RefSeq, a predicted model, not a curated record